Messenger RNA from Echinops telfairi (small Madagascar hedgehog), 1305 nucleotides. Its product is annotated as ADP-ribosyl cyclase/cyclic ADP-ribose hydrolase 2. Gene Ontology annotation, biological process: positive regulation of B cell proliferation. Gene Ontology annotation, cellular component: nucleosome; plasma membrane. The record is from RefSeq and is a predicted model, not a curated record. NCBI's taxonomy places the organism in Eukaryota, Metazoa, Chordata, Mammalia, Afrosoricida, Tenrecidae. Gene Ontology annotation, molecular function: protein heterodimerization activity; DNA binding; phosphorus-oxygen lyase activity.
AUGACGGGAAGAAGCAACUGUCCUCGUUUCUCCAGGUACAAGAAGCGACCCUUUUCUCGCUCGGCACGAGCGGAGCUGCAGUUCCCCGUGAGCUUGGUGGAUCAGUUGCUGCGGAAAAGAAAGCACGUCCGGCGCCUAAGUGUUUUCACACCCAUUUUUCUCACCGGCAUUCUUGAGUACUUGACAUACAAUCUCCUGGAGCUGGCGGGCAAGGAGGCAGAGAAAGAUGGAGACAUCGAAAUCGUCCCAGAGCAUGUGGAGAGGGCAGUGGACAACGACCAGCAGCUCAACCUUCUCUUUCUCGGUGACGCCAGUGAAAUACGCCAAACAAGAAAAGAGCGUGUGUUUGUGGAGCAUGUGUUUGUGGAGCAUGUGUUUGUGGAGCAUCCAAGGGAGCCGCCUUCCUGGGAGAGAGGAGCCCAGUUAAAGAGGCGCCAGGUUGCAGGGGUCAAAAUCCUCUCGAUGGCGGCACAAGAGUGCACAUUGUCUUUGUCGCUGCUGCUAGUGGUGCUGGUGGUGGUGGUGGUGGGCAGCUCAGGCAAAUUAUGGACUGGGAAGGGCACCAGUCAGCAACUGAGGUCCAUCUUCCUGGGCCGCUGCCAUGACUCCCUAGUGCUGCUCAGUCCGGAGGAGAGAGACAAGAACUGCACAGCCAUCUGGGAGGCCUUUAGUGUGGUGCUGGACAAGGACCCCUGCUCUGUGCUUCCCUCUGACUACGACCUUUUUAUUAACCUCUCGAGGCACUCUAUUCCCAGAGACAAGUCCCUGUUCUGGGAAAAUAACCACCUACUCGUGGUCAGGUUUGCAGAGAACACCCGUCGCUUCAUGCCUCUGAGUGAUGUGCUGUACGGCCGGGUGGCAGAUUUCUUGAGCUGGUGUCGACAGAAAGUUGCCUCUGGACUUGACUAUGAAUCCUGCCCUACAGCAGCAGAUUGUGAAAACAAUCCGGUGGAUUCUUACUGGAAAAGAGCAUCCAUCCAGUAUGCCAGGGAUAGUUCUGGAAUAAUGCAGGUCAUGCUGAAUGGCUCACAUCCCAAUGGAGCAUAUCCAGUCCCGAGUUUUUUUGCAGACUAUGAAAUUCCAUUCCUCCAGAAGGAUAAAAUCACACGAAUUGAGAUCUGGGUGAUGCAUGAAAUUGGGGGACCCAAUGUGGAAUCCUGUGGCGAAGGCACUGUGAAAAUCCUGGAAAAUCGGCUGAAGGACAUGGGUUUCCAGUUCAGCUGUAUAAAUGAUUACCUUCCAGUGAAGCUCUUUAAAUGCGUGGACCAUAGCACUCAUCCGCACUGCGUCUUAAAUUCUAAGUAA